AUGAAGCGGUGCGCUAUAUUGACCUGUCUUCUACUGCAGUCAUGCAAUGCUGGUGUGGACGAAUGCGUUGGCCCACAGCAUGCAGUGGAGUUUGAGAAGGUUCUGCAGAGAAAAGGAUAUCAGAAGAGCAUGCCUCCGAACUUUGCCAAGCAGAAUGUGUCUGUGGAUGUUCAGGUCCAGUUCUUUCUUCAAAGCUUUGAUGCCGUGGAUGAGCAGCACGAGUCAGUGGCUCUUACCGGGUUUCUGCGAACAUGGUGGACGGAUUCGAGGUUGGCAUUCGCCCAGGACCCGGGCAAGGCUUGUGUCCAAGCGCUGACCGUGCCUGACGACAUGCUGUGGGGACCGAAGAUCUAUAUCUACAAUGCCAUUAAGCUAACUUAUGAGAAGAACGGAGCACUUACAACAGUGCAUGCGAACGGGACCGUGUUUCAUUCUGUGGCCAUCCAUGGGAGUCUGAAGUGCGCCAUGCAGUUCCACCGUAUGCCAUAUGAUUCCCACGGCUGCUUUCUAAAGCUUGGAUGCUAUUCGGAGACCACUCGCUCCAUUCAGAUCAGACCUAGGUAUGGCUCGGUUCAUGACUACAUGAAGCAGACAGGUUUGGGAGUAGUUGGAGACAAAAUGUUUUCACCCACUUGGUUCAUUGAGGGAGAGCAAUUAAUUCGGAGCCCCGGAAUCCGGACAGCCCAUUUCUGGCCGGACUUGGGAGGAGACACUGACAUCGUCUUCCUCCCUUUCCAGUUUUCACGCCGCCCGGGCUACCUUGUUCGCAUGGUCUUGGUGCCAUCAUGGCUGUUCCUGGUUGUCAGCUACACAGGGUUCUUUAUAGAUCCGGCUUCUGCACCUGCGCGGGCGGCAGUUGCCCUGCUUCCCGUCCUCAUUAUGCGCUCAUUGCAAGGGUUUGUGUUCUCCAAGCUCCCGCAGGUUGCAACAUGCGUGUGGCUCAUUGAUUACUUGCUGGGCUCGAUGAUCCUGUGCUGUUAUGCAGCUGUGCACCUAGCUGUUGUGCAGCUCCUCUUAGGUUUGGAGGGCAGAGCGGCGGAGAAUUUGAAGCGGCUACAGAAUGUUGAAGAUACGGCUCGAAAGCUCAUUGACAAGUCUAACAAGGACAAAAAGUUCGUUGCCACCUUGCUUAGUGAAUACACUCCGACGCCGCACCUUGGAACCUUGGUGUCUUACCUGGCAAGAAAGAGAGAAGACCGAGCUCCAGAAAGCGAGACGCAAGGACGUAGGAGAGCCUUCAGCGAGGUGGCUGAAGAAGCCGCAGCGAUAGGCAAGAAGGACAAAGCUGGGGAAGACGCCGCACAGUCUCUGCUGAGGAGUGAAAGUCCGACCCGGACGCUUGAGAGCGUCUCCAUGCCAGAGCAAGUGGAUGAACACUUUGCCCUCCAUGUCCAGCGCAACAGCGCGCACUCUCCCAUUGCACAGAAUGCAACGACCGAGGGUGACUUGGAAGUUAUACGCUACCUUCUUUCCUUAUGGACAGACGAGGUGCCGGAACCGACAGCCACACCGGAGAUGCUUCGAAGAGUCAUGACAAGGUUCGGUAUCUACAUGACGGUGCCCGAUGCUGCAAAAAUCAUGUGCAUGUUCCUCCGCGAUAAGGGCUUCGAUACACUGGACGAUAUCAGCAGAGUACGCAUCAUCUUUUCGCUGUUCAUGGAACUGAUGUUGGAUAUAGAAAAAUACAGAGUGGCUGUGAGGCCCCUGCGUUGGUACCAAGUACCGCUUUCACAAGGGGUUCCUUGGUCCAUGAGGCUAGAUGUUGGCAUGCGCAUGCUUUUCCCUUUCUGCGUGGCUCUCCAUGCCGCGAUCUCAAUUGCUCUCAUAGACAUUUACCCCGAGAAUCCCGAAGUGGGUCUCGUGGCAGACCUGAGGAGUGUAAUGCAGUGGCAAUGA
Symbiodinium natans is the source of this 1896-nucleotide messenger RNA. NCBI's taxonomy places the organism in Eukaryota, Dinophyceae, Suessiales, Symbiodiniaceae. The record is from the annotation of a GenBank genome assembly.